AUGGCAGCAAAGUAUGUUCAAGCAGAUGCUCCUACCAAUAAAACAUUGGCUGGGCUGGUGGUGCAGCUGCUACAGUUCCAGGAAGAUGCCUUUGGAAAACAUGUCACCAAUCCUGCCUUCACCAAACUUCCUGCAAAGUGCUUCCUGGAUUUCAAAGCUGGAGGCACAUUAUGUCACGUUCUUGGUGCUGCUUACAAGUAUAAGAAUGAACAAGGAUGGCGGAGGUUUGACCUUCAGAACCCAUCCCGAAUGGAUCGUAAUGUGGAAAUGUUCAUUAACAUUGAGAAGAUGCUAGUGCAGAAUAAUUGUUUGAGCAGACCAAUCAUCUACCUCAUUCCAGAUAUAGAGCUGAAGUUGGCUAACAAACUAAAGGAUAUUGUCAAACGUCACCAGGGAACAGUAACUGAGGAGAAGUCGAAGGCAACCCACCAUGUUUAUCCCAGUCCUACCUCACUGGAUGAUGAUGAAUGGUUGAGACCUGUGAUGAAAAAGGAUAAGCAAGUGCUGGUACACUGGGGCUUUUACCCAGACAGCUAUGACACUUGGGUGCAUGCUAGUGAUAUUGAUGCUGAAAUUGAAGAUCCUCCAAUUCCAGAAAAACCAUGGAAGGUUCAUACCAAAUGGAUUUUGGACACGGAUGUAUUUAACGAGUGGAUGAAUGAAGAGGAUUAUGAAGUGGAUGAGAAUAGGAAGCCAGUGAGUUUUCGGCAGCGAAUCUCUAUGAAGAAUGAAGAGCCAGUGCGUAGUCCUGAGAGGAGAGACAGAAAAGCAGCAGCAAGCACCAGGAAAAGAAAGCAUUCGCCUUCCCCUCCUCCCACUCCAGUGGAAUCAAGGAAAAAGACUGGAAAAAAAGGACAAGCAGGUCUGUAUGGGAAAAGGAGAGGUCAAAAAGAAGAGGAUGAGCAAGAAGAUCUUACCAAGGACAUGGAAGACCCAAUACCUGUACCCAACAUAGAAGAAGUGGUACUUCCCAAAAAUGUGAACCCAAAGAAAGACAGUGAAAACACCCCGGUGAAAGGAGGAACAGUAGCAGACCUAGAUGAACAAGAUGAAGAGACAGUGGCUGCAGGAGGAAAGGAAGAUGAAGAUCCUAAUAAAGGUGAUCAGAGCCGAUCGAUUGAUCCCGGUGAAGACAACGUCACCGAGCAGACAAAUCACAUCAUUAUUCCAAGCUAUGCAUCCUGGUUUGACUACAAUUGCAUUCAUGUAAUUGAGCGCCGUGCUCUUCCAGAGUUCUUCAAUGGGAAAAACAAAUCCAAGACUCCAGAAAUAUACCUGGCUUACCGAAACUUCAUGAUUGAUACGUAUCGCUUGAACCCUCAGGAGUACUUGACCAGCACUGCUUGCCGACGGAACCUGACCGGAGACGUAUGUGCUGUAAUGAGGGUGCAUGCCUUUCUGGAGCAGUGGGGUCUCAUUAACUACCAAGUGGAUCCAGAAAGCCGUCCUAUGGCCAUGGGCCCCCCUCCUACUCCUCAUUUCAACGUGCUUGCAGAUACUCCCUCUGGACUCAUGCCUCUCCAUAUCCGAACUCCUCAGGUCCCUGCUGCUCAGCAGAUGUUGAGUUUUCCUGAAAAAAACAAAGAAAAGCCCACUGACCUGCAGAAUUUUGGACUCCGCACAGACAUUUAUUCAAAGAAGACCUUAGCAAAGAGCAAAGGAGCCAGUGCUGGAAGAGAAUGGACAGAACAAGAAACACUACUGCUACUAGAGGCUCUGGAGAUGUACAAGGAUGACUGGAAUAAGGUCUCUGAGCAUGUUGGCAGCCGUACCCAGGAUGAGUGUAUUCUCCAUUUUCUGAGGCUUCCCAUCGAGGACCCGUACUUGGAAAACUCUGAUGCAUCUCUAGGCCCGCUGGCUUACCAACCUGUGCCUUUCAGCCAGUCCGGAAACCCAGUGAUGAGCACUGUUGCUUUUCUGGCAUCUGUAGUGGAUCCCCGGGUGGCGUCCGCUGCAGCUAAAGCUGCUUUAGAGGAAUUUUCUCGGGUGCGAGAGGAGGUACCACUGGAACUUGUUGAAGCCCAUGUCAAGAAAGUGCAGGAAGCAGCAAGAGCCUCUGGCAAAGUGGAUCCAACUUAUGGACUAGAGAGCAGCUGCAUUGCUGGAACAGGUCCAGACGAGCCAGAGAAAUUGGAUGGAGCUGAAGAAGAAAAAAUGGAAACCGAGACAGAUGGGCAGCAGUCAGAAAAAGUGGAAAGUAAAGGAGAAGGUGAAAUGGAGGAAGGUGAAAAAGUUCAGGAAGGAGAAAAUGAGAGAAAUCCAGAAAAGGAGCAAGACAGUGAAGUGACUGCUGAUGUCAAGCCAGAAGAGAAGGAAGCAGAGGAGAACAAGGAAAACGUUGAUGCAGGCAAAGACAAGGAGAGUGAUACUGGGAAGAAGAAAGUGGAACACGAGAUCUCUGAAGGAAAUGUAGCAACGGCUGCAGCUGCAGCUCUUGCCUCAGCUGCCACCAAAGCAAAGCACCUGGCAGCAGUGGAAGAGAGAAAGAUCAAAUCUUUGGUAGCUCUCCUGGUGGAAACACAAAUGAAGAAACUGGAGAUCAAGCUUCGUCAUUUUGAGGAGCUGGAAACGAUCAUGGACAGAGAGAAAGAAGCUCUAGAACAGCAGAGGCAGCAACUGCUGACGGAGCGCCAGAACUUCCACAUGGAGCAGCUGAAAUACGCUGAAUUACGGGCUCGCCAGCAAAUGGAGCAGCAGCACAGUCAGAACGCCCAGCAGUCGCACCAGCACUCCAGCGGGCCAGGCAUGAACCCACUCGGGGCGCCCACACAUCCGGGCUUGCUGCCCCAUCAGCAGCCCCCUCCGUACCCCAUGAUGCAUCACCAGAUGCCCCCUCCUCACCCACCACAGCCAGGUCAGAUGCCAGGACCCGGUGCGAUGAUACCUGGGCAGCCCGUGCCGGGCCGGAUGAUGCCAAGCGUGUCUGCCAACAUCCACCCACCAGGCAGCGGCCCUGCACCCCCGGGCAUGUCGCCCAUGUCAGGAAACAUCAUCGGACCUCGCGUUCCCCUCGCAGCUCCAAACGGCAUGUAUCCCCCUCCAUCGCAGCAGCCACCACCGCCAGCUGAAGGGGUGAUCGCCCCUGCCGCGGGAGCACCGCCGGCCUCCGCAGCCCCCUAACUGAGCCCGCAGCACGGAGCGCCCAGAGCCGAGACAGUGGUGACCAAAAACAGAUUCCUCAGUUUUUCAGUUCCUUUUAGGGUUUUUUGCCUCCAGUCAGCCUGCCUGCACACGCGCACACGCGCACCCUAGUAGUCUGGCAUUCUUUAGUUGUACUCCCUUGAGGAGGGUUCAUUUUGAAGCUGUAGAGCAGUAGACAGUAGUGCCUCCGUGUUGCUGGCAGGAAGCCUGUGUGCAUUGGUCUGUUCUCCUGGAGGAACUGCUCCGUUCUGGUUCUUUCAUCUUGCUGCCUCCACUCUGUCUGCGUUUGGGAUCCUCUGACAGAGCAGGGGGGGGUGUCCCCAUGCUGCCAGGUGUUGCAGGUGGCAGCAUUUGAUGUUCUGGGUUCUCCAGGUGGAAAGAGCGAGGCAUCAAGAUGAACAGCAGCAACCAGAGUUUGGGCAGGCGUGGGAGAGGGAGGGAGCUCCUCUUUCCACUGCUCAGCAGCGGGAACUGCAGGACUGCUGACCACAUUCAUUACAGGUAGAUAAUCGUUAAGCGCAGUAGCUGAGCCCCAGGGCUCCUCGCUAACUUAUUAAAGGAAAUAUUGAUCCAGUGCGAGUGGAGCUGGGAGUGAAUCAAUUAGAAGAAAACCACUCGCUGACCUGAGCUUUCCUGCUCCAGCUUAUCUUUUAUUUUGUGUUUGAAUUGGAAGGAGGGAAGGGUGGUAGCAGCAUCGUCCCUUUGAGUAGUUCAGUACAGUAGCCAGCUGAGGAAUUAAAGACAGGUUUUUAGUCCCUCUCUUUUGGAGCAUAUGCAUUUUUGUUUUGUUUUUCCUUUAAAAAAUGAACAAAAAAAAA
Molecule: messenger RNA, 3959 nt
Organism: Gavialis gangeticus (Gharial)
Lineage: Eukaryota; Metazoa; Chordata; Crocodylia; Gavialidae
Gene: SMARCC1
Product: SWI/SNF related, matrix associated, actin dependent regulator of chromatin subfamily c member 1
Exons: 29
Coding region: 1-3120 (1039 amino acids)
Biological process (GO): positive regulation of DNA-templated transcription
Cellular component (GO): npBAF complex; nBAF complex; SWI/SNF complex
Molecular function (GO): histone binding; nucleosomal DNA binding
Source: RefSeq, a predicted model, not a curated record